Messenger RNA from Trichobilharzia szidati, 718 nucleotides. NCBI's taxonomy places the organism in Eukaryota, Metazoa, Platyhelminthes, Trematoda, Strigeidida, Schistosomatidae. The record is from the annotation of a GenBank genome assembly.
AUGGAUAAGCCUCCUCCUCCUUAUUAUGAACCAAGUGCACCAUAUCCGGUCGCACCUCCCUAUUCAUAUCCGCCUAAUCCACAAAGCAAUCAGCCACCAAAUAUUGGUUUUGUCGGAAGUGCUUAUCAGCCGGUAGCAGCUCACACUUAUAAUGUGCCUCCAACGACAGUCGUUGUUCAGCCGACAGCAGCUGGAGCAGUCUUUCAUCGAUCUCCUGUUGGUACCACUUGUCCUUUCUGUCAUAAUUAUGGUAUGACGAGAGUUGAACUAGAAUCUGGAUGUUUACCGUGGUUACUUUGCGGAAUCAUGUGUUUCUUUGGAUUGUUUUGGGGUUGUUGUUUAAUUCCAUUUUGUCUGGAUUCUACAAAAAGUGCAAGACAUUACUGUUCAAGUUGUAAUCGUCAGAUUGGAUAUUACAGUCCAAUGUAAAAUUUCCCCUGAAUUGUUGGCUUUUUGUUUUCAAUAGAUGACAAGUCAAAGAAAGUUGUUCUUGUUGUUUGACUGAUGAAAGUAUCCGACAAUCAUUUACAUAUAUAUAUAAGCACCAUAAUCAAUUACAAAUCAAGUAAUCAGUAUAUAAACAAUAUUUUCAAGAUUUUAAUCACUCCAAUAUUCGCAAAUUCACCUGUUUUCAAGGAACACAAAACACUACUUAACUAACAUGUUUAAAAUUUGUACAAUUUCAGUAUCAUAAAAAUAAUCAUUAUUGCGUGUGUCG